GAGACUUUGCUGGCCGUCGAUACUUACGAAUCUAUCUUCUCAACAACAACAACAACAACAACAACCACUACUUAAUUCACCAACAUGCCGAGCGUAUCAACAAUCCUCAAGGGCCUCUUCGUCCUGGCGCCUCUCGCGGCUGCCGCUCCCGCUCACCUUCAUGCUCGUCAGGAGGCCUCCUCUUCAGCAGCUUCCUCUGCAGCUUCCUCUGCAGCCUCUUCUGCAGCCUCUUCUACGGCGUCAGGAACAUCGGCUGCACCAGCAGCGAUGGCGACCUUGAGCGAUGUCGAUAUUCUUCAAUUUGCUCUGACCGCUGAGCACCUUGAGUCGACAUUCUACAAGCAGGGGUUCGCGAAGUUUCCCAUGAGCGACUUCCAGGCUCUUGGUCUCACCGAUGGCCAGAUCAAGUCCCUCAUGGGCGUUGGUCAGACUGAGGCUACUCACGUCACCACCUUAAUGGCUGCCAUCACCGGCGCCGGCGCCAAGCCCGUCGAGCCCUGCGACUACAACUUCGACGCUGCGCUCGCCAGCGCCGACUCCAUGGUCAAAACCGCCCGUGUCCUCGAGGCCGUCGGUGUCUCCGCCUACCUCGGUGCCGCACCCAUGGUCAACUCCUCCGACGUCCUCGCUGCCGCUGCAUCUAUCGUCACCGUCGAGGCUCGUCACCAGGCUUUCAUCCGUGUCGCUUCUGGCGCUGAGCCCGUUCCUGCUGCCUUCGAUACUUCCCUUCAGCCCCGUGCCGUCUUCACCCUGGCUGCCCAGUUCAUCAAGUCUUGCCCCCAGGGCUCCAACCUGAACAUCCAGGCCUUCCCCGCCAUCGCCCUUCAGAACCCAGAGCAGGCUACUGUUGGUCAGAACCUUAAGCUUGCUGACCCUGCGUCGCCUGCUGGUGCUUCCUUCUGCGCUUUCGUUGCUCCUGGUGGCAACCAGUUCUCUCAGAUCAAGGACGGCAACUGCAUGGUCCCGCAGAACCUGCAGGGUGAAGUCUACAUGAUGAUCACCAAGUCCGAGUCUGUCGCCGACGACCAGGUGCUCGCCGGUCCCUCCGUCAUCCAGCCCUCGUAGAUGACUUGACCGAACGGAGCAUAGCUCAGC
Macroventuria anomochaeta is the source of this 1095-nucleotide messenger RNA. RefSeq lists its product as uncharacterized. The transcript is spliced from 3 exons. The coding region runs from base 85 to 1065 and encodes 326 amino acids. NCBI's taxonomy places the organism in Eukaryota, Fungi, Ascomycota, Dothideomycetes, Pleosporales, Didymellaceae. The record is from RefSeq and is a predicted model, not a curated record.